AUGCAGUCGCCGCGGCGAUCAUCAUCGCCAUGCCGUGCACCCGCUUCGGAUGGCCGUGGGCGAACCUUGACGUCGCUGGAAAUUGAUGUCCGAAGAAAAGCUCUGCCCAUCGAGGAAGCUCUUCGUCGUGAUGGCUUGCAGAGCGUCAUGCGCAAACUCAAGUCUAUAAAUCUCCGGGGGUGGCAACUACUGAUGACGGAGCUGAAGACAAAAGAAAAGAUACCGUCUCGCCCACCGGAGUGCCAUGUAAAUGAGGCUGUCGUCUAUUGGGAGGAGACGGUCGCGUUUAAGCUUGCAUUGGCAUAUUCUGAGAAGUACAAUCUUGUUUUACCGAUUUCCGGGAAGGAGCCGUGGACCAGGGAUGACUAUGCAUGUGAGGAGGAGGCGUUGAUGGAACAAGGUGAAGACGAGGAAUAUAAGGAGCAGGCCGCGGCGGACAUCAAGGAAGAGGGUGAGAAAACAGACGAGAGUGUUAAAGACCCUCUUGCUCUUCUUCAUCACCUUGGCUCUGUUUGUGAAGAAUCCCUUUCUCUUCUUAAUCAGCUUAAUUCUCUUCAUAAAGGAAAGAAACAAGGUAGCGAAGAAGAGGAGAGGGUUAAAGAGGAGCAGCAGGAGGAGCAGGGGCAGGAGCAGGAGCAGCAGCAGCAGAAGAAGAAAGAGCAGAAGGAAGAGAAGGAGAAGGAGAAAGAAGAGGAGGAAGAGGACGAGGUUUUAUAA
Molecule: messenger RNA, 717 nt
Organism: Lasiodiplodia theobromae
Lineage: Eukaryota; Fungi; Ascomycota; Dothideomycetes; Botryosphaeriales; Botryosphaeriaceae
Exons: 1
Coding region: 1-717 (238 amino acids)
Source: RefSeq, a predicted model, not a curated record